This is a messenger RNA of Neopsephotus bourkii (Bourke's parrot), 1210 nucleotides long. RefSeq names its product putative pleckstrin homology domain-containing family M member 1P. The record is from RefSeq and is a predicted model, not a curated record. Lineage: Eukaryota; Metazoa; Chordata; Aves; Psittaciformes; Psittacidae. The transcript is spliced from 4 exons. Bases 524 to 940 code for a protein of 138 amino acids.
CAACUGAACCACUUAAAGGGUAAAAGUGGAUUUAGGGAUAGGCCAGAGUCCUUUUUCAUGGAGAAAAAGUGAAGUGGGUCUCAUUGCAUCACUGUGGUCUUAAAUCCUCAGGGAGGGGCCUGGGGACUUCUCACUGAAGUGCUUUAGCAGAUCUCCAGCCCUUCCAAAAGCUUUCUUGUUCUGUUCCACCCUCCCAAAAGCUUUUCCCCCAGCCUGGCAGUGAUGGGAACAGGCUCCUAGGGCAGCACGGGGCCCCUCUCAUUCCCUGCUCCCUGCAGGCUGCUCCAGGCAGAUCGGCUUCUCCUUCGCCAAGCCCAAGCUCUGCGCCUUCUCCGGUCUCUACUAUUGAGACAGCUGCCACCGGGACGAGGAGACAGUGAUUCCCUCACGCCUCAUCCACAACUGGGACCUGGCAAAGCGAGGGGUUUGCCAGCAGGCAUUCAAGUUCCUCAGCCAGAUCCGUAACCAGCCGCUGAUCGACCUGAAGUUGGUCAACGAGAGCCUCUACGAGCACGUGGAGAGGAUGGGACGGAUCCUGCGAAGCAGGGAGCAGCUGAAGCUGCUGGGGGAUUAUCUCAUCAUGUGCCGCAGCGGGGCCCUGAAGGAGCUGAGCAAGCGGCUUGAUCACAGGCACUACCUCUUGGAGUAUCCCCACAAAUACAGCGUCGCUGACCUGAGGCAGAUAGCUGAUGGUGUCUUUGAGACCUUUCUGCAGUCUCUGCUCCAGUUCGCUUCUCACCACGUCUACAACUGUGACCUGUGCACCCAGCGCGGCUUCAUCUGCCAGCUCUGCAACAGCAGCGACAUCAUCUUCCCCUUUGAGUUUGACACUACCACCAGGUCAGUGACACCCCUAUCACCCCUCCCUGCUGCAAGGGCACCCCCGAGCUUGUGCCCUGCCUGCUCCCAGGAGCCCGGACCAUCGCUGGAGCCCUUUUAGGGACACAGUCUCAGAGUGGCCUAGAAAUAGCUCUGAGCUGGUUGUAUAUCGUCAUGGUACCCAUGCCCUUGUGGUACCCAUCAGCCCCAAGAUGAUCUGAACCUAAACAGGGCUGUUUGGGGCAGGAGAAGACCAUCCUCACAGAGCCAACGUGUCACCAAGUGAGGUGGUUUUGCAGAUUGAACAUGGCAGAGCCACCCAGCACCUUGCUCUCAGCAUGCAAAAGCAGGCUUGAAGGGACCUUAAAGCUCCUCCAGCUCCAACCCCUGC